CUUGGGGUGUGCUGGGACGAGCUGAGGUACACGGGGGGUGCCAGGGGGGGCACCGGGAUGCCAUGUCAGAGACACUCCCCCCCCUGCCCUGGGACAGGGCAUGGAGGCUCCCCCCCCGCUCCCCCCAUAACCCGGUGUCGCUGCCGGGGGCCUGGGGAAGCAGAGACCCCUGGGCCAUGUGCGAGGGGGACCUUGUCUCUGGUCCCUCUCAAGCUGAGGGGGGGCCGUAUCCGUGGCCAGGAACGCGUGGCCCUGGGGCCGUUCUGCCAUUGUCCUGCCCCAGGCUGCAGGUGCCCUGACUGGGGCUCCUCUUGCCCCCCGGGCACCACGCGGAGACGUGGGAGCUGCAAGGGCUGUCGUGCCUCCCUGCAGAAAAAGACCCCCCGGGAGCAGGCGGCCACCUCCAAGUCGCGUGGCGAGAAGUCCCGGCUGCCCACCAUCGCCGCUGCCCUAGCCAAUGCCGUCCCCGGGCGCCUGCCCGAGGAGGAAUGGCUUUCACUGCUCAGGGCUGAACAGAGGGACAGGGACGCCGGGGACAUCCUCGCAGAGCUCUUGGGCCGCGUGAUGGAUGAGUGCACCAAAGCCGAUAUGGCUCGGCAGACUGUGGCCUUCACCGUGGGCCAGGCACGGGAUGCCCUCCUGCAGAUCAUCCAGUGGCGCUUCCUGGCGCGGGACGAGGGGGAGACGGACCUCGAGGGAGAUAGCAACUGGCAGGAGGACGAGGAGCCCGAGCCCUGCGCCAUUGACUCCUGGGCGCAGGGCUCCGUUCCCGUCCUGCGCGUCCAUCUGUACCCUGGAGAGGGAGAGGUCUCCAGCGUGCGGGCUCCAGGCCAGCACGGAAGGCAGGACCACGCCACGGCAGAUGAGGCCGGAGCUCCCCCCGCGCAGACCCUGUGUCCCUGCCAGGUCACCAGCACCAGCACCAUCCCGCCCGUGCCAGGGCCGUCCUGCCCAGAGCUGCUGCCGGACGAGGCAGCCAUCGCUCCCCGUCUCCCUGAGGGAAAACCUCCCCACACCCGGCCAGCCCCGCUCUGCCUGGCCAGGCCACCAGCCCCCUGCCCGCCCCCAAGCCCGGCCGAGCCCCUGGGGCAGCCGGAGCAGGGACGGUGUCCGCCACGGACCUCCCACGGGGACGUGGAGGGGAGCGGUGCAGCGGUGGUCAGCAGCCACGUGCCACCGCUGCCGCCUCCCUCCUGCACCAGCCUAGUAUCAAUCCGGUCAGGGAGGCCCCUGCGCAGCAUGGGAGCGAAGCGAGAGGGGUCUGGCACCGUCCUGGGGGUCCCCAGGCGGGGUCCCAGCAGCCGGCCUGAGCGCUGGAUCAGGCCCCAGGUGGAGGUGCUGGACACGGAGACCAAGCCGCCGGCAUGUCCCCAGGGUGCCGGCUGGCGCAGCCGGGGACCAGAGCUGGGCAGCUGGCGGCUGCCCCGGGGGCUGGCCACCGCAGGGAGGGGACGGCUCCAGCCACCCCCCCUGGCAUCCCCGCAGCUCCCCGGCCCCAUGCCCCGGCAGCUCAGCUCCUUGCUGGACUCCGCUCGGCUGGCCCCCAGUGUGACCGUCAGACGGGACGGCAGCGUGAAGUGCGGGCUCUGCAUCCCUGCGCACGGUGAGGAGGAGGAGGAGGAGACGGAGGAGGCCAAGCGGGACCUGAGACCCAUCUGCCCCACCGUGCCCUUGCCGGCCAUUGCGGCCAGGCAGGUCACGGGCGAUGGCGAGUGUUGAAGGCAGCACACCCCCCACACCGCCCCGAGGCCCGUGAGUGGCGUAGGGGGUGAACCCCCUGCUCGGCACCAGCCCCCUCCUGGUCCCCACUGCCCCGGCAGUCCUGCCUGGCUCCUCGCCGUGUCCCAUGCGUUUCCCAGGAUCAGCUCCGCUGCUCACAGCAGCCCCAGCGUGAGGAUGCAGCUGGGUCGGGUUCCCCCGGGCUCCCCAUGUGCCGUGUCUCCACUUUGGCAGGGCAGCCGCUGCCCCGGGCAGGAGCCACAGUGCUGUGGGAGGCUGGCGGUGUCCCAUGGGCUUCCCCUCCGUCCUCCCCCUCGCACCCCAGGGAGCAGACCUGCCUGAUCCCAGAGCUCAUCUGCUGGGAAACUGGCUCCAGCAGCUCCGUGGCUGGGUGUUUGGCUGGGUGCU
Molecule: messenger RNA, 2127 nt
Organism: Harpia harpyja (harpy eagle)
Lineage: Eukaryota; Metazoa; Chordata; Aves; Accipitriformes; Accipitridae
Gene: C2H2orf81
Product: chromosome 2 C2orf81 homolog
Exons: 3
Coding region: 58-1719 (553 amino acids)
Source: RefSeq, a predicted model, not a curated record